Messenger RNA from Rhinolophus ferrumequinum (greater horseshoe bat), 656 nucleotides. It is a transcript of the gene SMDT1, whose product is annotated as single-pass membrane protein with aspartate rich tail 1. NCBI's taxonomy places the organism in Eukaryota, Metazoa, Chordata, Mammalia, Chiroptera, Rhinolophidae. The transcript has 3 exons. Bases 79 to 402 code for a protein of 107 amino acids. The record is from RefSeq and is a predicted model, not a curated record. Gene Ontology annotation, biological process: mitochondrial calcium ion homeostasis; calcium import into the mitochondrion. Gene Ontology annotation, cellular component: mitochondrial inner membrane; uniplex complex.
GGGCGGCGUUCUUCCCGAGGGCGUCACCAGGGCUAGUCGCUGGGUGCCGGGUGCCGGGGGUAGGGGCGGAGCUGGGAGAUGGCGUUCAGAGUGGCUCGCUGGCUGGCCUUGGCACCCGUCCGAUCCGGGGCUCUUCGGAGCGGACCGAGCUUGAAGAAAGAUGGCGAUCUCUCUGCUGGACGGGGCGACUCAGGUCGGAGCCUGGUACCGUCGAGGUCAGUCAUCGUUACUCGCAGCGGCGCCAUUUUGCCCAAACCGGUGAAAAUGUCCUUUGGCCUUCUCCGUGUGUUCUCCAUCGUGAUCCCCUUUCUCUACGUCGGGACUCUCAUUAGCAAGAACUUUGCUGCUCUACUUGAAGAGCAUGACAUUUUUGUUCCAGAGGACGAUGACGACGACGACUAACAGGUCAUGGAGAAGUAAACGGGGAAGCCCUGAGUUAGGAAAUGGUGAUGCUCGCAGCCUCUCCUCCUUGCCUGUCAGCAGAAGGGCCCAGGGAAGGCCCUCAGCCUCCUAACUCCAGUGAAGCCUCUCGCCAGGUCCGUGACCACAGCCAAGAUUCCCAGGCUCUGGGAGGUUCCGAGAUGUGCUGUCCACUGAGCACAAGCAAAUGAUGAAUAAACAUAAUACACCUCAGCUAUGUAUGACUGAUGGCCGCA